GGCUCGCUAGUCAUUGGGAGAGCCACAGCCUCCAAUUCCCAAUGCCCCAAAGAGCAGGCUGUGUACAAGACCUUAGUUGAAUGCUUCAAACUGAACAGGACACAACUGCUGAGACGCUCCCACACCCUCCCUGAAAGUAGCUGUUGUCUGAAUCCAUCAGAUUUAGUCAGAGGGCCAAGGCUAGCAGAUCACAGACAGGAUUUUGUUUGACUGUUGUUGGAGAAGGGACAGAUGGCAUGUGCAGGCUUGCCCAGAUGAAACAGGACCUGACCAGGCGACCCAGCGAAGCGUAGUUGGGGAGCUGCCCAAGAAUAAGCUGCUUUUUGUGCGGAUGGGUAGUUACCAGAUAGCAAGGAGGAGGAAUGCAGCUACGCCAGUGGCCAGCCACUGCUGCCAGUGUCACAGCCCACAAGCAAAACCCACAAACACUGUGGGUUUUGUGCAAUAACCAGCUCUCAACAGCUUCACUUGCAAACUGCCCCAGCAGCUCUGUGCGGGACACAGCGCUUAGUGCCAGCAAAGCACUGGGCAGAGGCUGUGGAGGAGGGAGGCUGCUGCAGCCACUGCCUUUGGAUGGCUCAGUGGCGCGGGCAGCACAGCCUCAGCUCCCUCCAAGCAUGAAGCUUUUGGUUCAGCUGCCAAAGCCUGCCCAGGAGAUGCACUGAGUGUCUGCAGAGAAGAGUCCCGGGGCUGCUGCAGGGCUACACAGUGUUCAGAGCGAUGCUACUGGGCUCGCAGGCCAGCACAGCCAGGCUCAUGUCGGACACGUACCUGGCAAAACUCCUGGAAGGGCUCAGCAGCCUUCGCUUGCAGAGCGCACUGUGCGACGUGACACUGGAGGCAGAAGGAGUCUGCUUUCCAGCCCACAAGAUCAUUUUAGCCUCAGCAAGUAAUUACUGCAAGGUCCUUUUUGUUGGAAAUCUGACAAGAGUGAGGAGUCCAGAUGGUAACGUCCGGCUGAAAGCCGUCAGUGCUGCCGGGCUGAGGAAUGUUCUCAACUUCAUUUACUCCAACAAACUAGAACUCUCAUUGCAGAAUAUUGAGGAGACCUUCAAAGCUGCAGAAACCCUCCUGGUUCGGGAAGUGAUCAAGCUGUGCUUUUGCUUUCUGGAAGGUUGCUUGAACUGUGAGAACUGCAUGGAUGUUCUUAACAUCGCUAAAAAACUUGGCCCAGCAGAGCUGAGACAGAAAGCCAUGUGCUACGUAGGGCAGCACUGCAAACAGAUCCUGGCUGAUCCUCAGUGCUUGAAAGACCUGGAUCGAGGAACCCUUUGUGAAAUUUUAGACAGGACCAACACCGAGGGAUGCAGCGAGCUGGAGCUGCUCAGAGCCACCAUGAGCUGGCUGCAGCAUGACCACACGCGGCUGAAAGAUGCAGCAGAUAUUUUAAGGCGCAUAAGAUUCCCUCUCAUUCCUUUACAAGAUCUGCACAGAUAUGUCCAAGAAACGCCUCUUCUGAGGCUGGAUUCAGGCUGCCGCAAGUACCUGCAGGAGGCUCUGAAUUACCACUCCCAGCUGUACGCUCAGCCAGUCCUGCAGACCCAGAGCACAAGCCUCCGCUCCAGUUCCACUGUGCUCCUCAUCGCUGGUGGAAGAAGCACUGACAACCGUGUGUGCACAGAGAUGUGGGCUGCAGACCAGAGCUGCAGCACCUGGCACAAGGUUGGGAACCUCUGUGUGCCUGUGUACAACCACUGUGUCACCAUCAUCAAUGACUUCCUUUUUGUCAUCGGGGGACAGUGCAAAUUUGACCCCACAGGAAAGCAGCCAUCAAAUGAGGUUUUCCGAUUUGAUCCCCGCAACACUUCCUGGCUCCAGGUCGCCAGCAUGCUGGAGAGGCGGACACGCUUCCACGCGGAUGUGCUGUCUGAUUGCAUCUUCGCUGUGGGUGGUGGGACACUGCUGGGGACCCUCACCCGCACUGUGGAAUUGUACCAGCCCGCUGACAACAAGUGGGAGUUCACAGCUCCUUUCCCCAAGCCAAUUGCUGAUCACGCAGGCACAACCCACAAGGGCAUCCUCUAUAUUUCAGGGGGCUUCUCAGGGGGUAAAACCUUACGAGACACUUACAGCUACCUCCCUCGCCUCCGACGCUGGAUUGGUAACAGUGCCAUGGCUUUCACCCGCUGUGAUCACGGGAUGGCUACAGUCAGGGACAGGAUCUUUUGCAUUGGAGGAAGGACACUAAAAGGAGCAGAGGAAUGGAUUCACGUCAACGAGAUGGAGUAUUAUUGUCCUGUGAGCAAUCAGUGGACAACGCUAACACUAUCCCCAUUCAACUGCUGCCAGUUCAGCAUCACAGCCCAGAACACUACGCUCUACCUCGCAGGCGGUGGGUCACUGCAGCACAUGCAGAAAGAAGACAGCGUUUUCCUGUACGACACAGAGGGGCAGGUGUGGAAAAAAGCCAGUCCCCUGCCUACAGCUCUGGUGGAUCAUGCCUCUUGCAUGAUUAAACUGUCCCAAGUGAAUGUAGCUAGCUGGUGAGAUGGGGAGAAGCAUAAAUGGCUCCCCUGUGGGCAGAAGGAAGAAAUCUACUCUCAGCUUGUUCAUCACAAAGAAACAAGAGUCUCACUCUGCCUCAGAAACAUAGUAGGAUGUAAAUAAGUCAAGCAGAUCUGACAGCGUUUGUCAAGACAGUAGUAUUUUAACAAGUCUUCUAUUUGCCAGCCAAACAUCUUUAGCAGUGAUUUGGAAUUGGUAUGUUUUUGACUUGGUGCUAUCAUGGUGACAUGCAUAAUUUACAAAAAAAUAACUACUUCAAAUCCUACUAAGCUACAUUAAACCCAUAAGAACUCCUUAAAUCAGUUUUUUGUCAUUCAGAACCUGCUUUUCUGUACAAUGUAGAACUUAUUUUCAAUGAGCGACUUCAGAGAUUUUACGAGGAAGUCUUCAAAAGAGCUUUGAAUUCCACCUUUAACAAUUUCCUUACAAUCAUUGCUGGCUGACAAAUUAAGUACAGGCAGAGAUACAUAUGCAUGAUGUAUUUAAGACUGUCUUCCCACUGGAUUAAGACCAUAGGGCACUGCAGUGACAACUUUGUUCUCAACAAGCAGACCAGAAAACUUCCUUCAGUGAAGAUGCAUUGAACCUGUGUCUGCUUGAGCCAGAGUAUGGGUAAACUUUUAGAAAAGAACCAAGUGUCUUAGGAGUCCUCAUCUCACAGACAGUCAACAGCUAAGGGGCUGGAAUGGCCAAAAAACCUGAUGAGGAUAAAUUUGGAAAGGUGCGAGAAUGAACCCAUGGCCACCACAGACAUGCCGAUGGACAGAGCCAGUAUGGGGCAAAAUGGGAGACUGGAGUCAAACCAGCUCCCAUGAUACACAGCCCACACAGCAACGCAACAGCUCUACUUACAGGUGCUUCUAGAAAACAGGACGCUUAACAAAAGACAAAAUUAACUCACCAACAAGAGCAGCCAGGCCUUGAAUUGGGUCUGUGUGGGCAAGGAUUUGUUCACAGCCGACCUGGAGGAGACACAUUACAGGCAAAUUGCAGACAGGAUAGUUAACAGUCUCUGCUCCGCGGAAAGGCUAAGCUGGAAGAUUCAUUAAAAUUGCCACUUAGACAUUUUAUGGCUCAGCAGCUUUCCAAGGGCCUAAUUGCAACAAGUUUUUGGGGUAUUUUUCCUCCCUUCUAGCAACAAAAUACAUAGAAACAAGGAGACAGGGCUUUACCAAGGUAAGCAGCUGUGCAGAGGCCACAGUGAUAGAGAACAUUUCCUCGAUCCCACAAUCAGAAUAUUUGAAUUCCCUUCUCAAAGGGGGUGGGGGUGGAAGGGGGAGGAUGGAUUAUUUCCAUUUUACAGCUUGUUAAACAGACCCUAGAAGGGAACUAGAUUCUCAGGGGAGCUAGAGACAGCACUCUCUGAGUCCCAGUACAUCAUAGCCUGAAUGACCUCUUGCAUAUAUCGCUCCAGGUAGGACUCAAACCAUAAAUGCCACAAGGCCAGAGGCAAAUGGUGUGGGAUCAGCAUGGUGUGCAGCAGAGAGCAGCAGCAGGCAGCUUACAGCACACCAGAAGAAACCAAGGAUUGUAACAGCAACUGGGGAUCUAGGAUCAAAACUGGGACCUUUCCAAAGCAGUUGGUGUCUCAGAAGUCUUUGAAACCUCCUGAGAACCAGGCCCCUUUCCUAUGCUUUGCCAUCUCCACCUCUCUUGAAAGUUUACAGGUUUCCCAGUCCGCCAGCAGCAGACAUUUCUCUGCAUUAUCCGCUGAGGUAUGUCAUCUUCCUGGGCAAUACUUAGAAAGGAGGCCAAUUUUUAGGUCUCCAUCCCUACCCACCAAGAAAAAAAACAUCUGUGAAACUGUGUUGAAGUGGGUUAACAACAAAACUACAUUUUUUUAAAAGUUACCGGUUUUUAGUGUUUAAAAGCUGAACUCAACAAGCUUGCACAGGUCUUUGUGUUUAAGGUAAAGGCAGAGCAGGGCAGGAGUGGCUCCAGCAAACCCUCUCUGAUUAGACUUAGGGCAUUUCAAAAACAGCAGUCAGCAUCACAGAGAAGUUUAAAAUUUGUAGAUUUAUUGUCAAAGUGCAAGGGCUGCAACAACCACCACCACUUGCCUCUUUCACUAUCACCAGUGGCAUGCACCUGACAGUGCACUGAGGUGCACAGCAGAAACCACGACUCUCACCCACAUCCUGGUACUCACCUUCACGGGAUUGGCAGGGAGGUGAC
This is a messenger RNA of Calidris pugnax (ruff), 4680 nucleotides long. RefSeq names its product kelch-like protein 13. The record is from RefSeq and is a predicted model, not a curated record. NCBI's taxonomy places the organism in Eukaryota, Metazoa, Chordata, Aves, Charadriiformes, Scolopacidae. The transcript is spliced from 4 exons. Bases 721 to 2487 code for a protein of 588 amino acids. Gene Ontology annotation, molecular function: protein binding.